This is a messenger RNA of Cladocopium goreaui, 879 nucleotides long. The record is from the annotation of a GenBank genome assembly. NCBI's taxonomy places the organism in Eukaryota, Dinophyceae, Suessiales, Symbiodiniaceae.
AUGAAGUCUGCAGUGGCUCAGGUGGCGUACAAUUUCUACAUCUUGGGCUUGCCAUAUCAUUUGCCUGAUCCCGUUCUACACUUGCAGGCCAGUGAGACGUCCACAUCGUCAUCGCUUCAAGCACUGGAGGAUGCGCCGUUGGUCAUCGACAUCGGCAUGGGCCUGGGCGCCGAUUCGCGCUACUAUUUGUCCCAGGGCUUUCGCGUCGUCGCGGUGGAGGCCAAUCGCAAGGCCAUUGAGGUGGCCAUGACCAUCGACUGGGUCCAGCCCUUGGUCCUGGAAGGGCGGCUCACCUUUCUGCACGCGGCCAUUGCUGGUGUGGGGAAAGGUGGCUCUCGCAGCACGAUCUUCGCCUUCGAGGAACGGCCUGAACAAAGCAAUGCGCAGCCAUGGGUUGAAGAUUUCGGUGGCAAAGCCGAGUCAGUUCGGACGGUGGAGUGCGCCGAUCUGCUGCGGGUCUUCGGAUACGCCGUCUACAUGAAGAUCGAUGUCGAGUCGAGUACCAUCGAUUGCUUGGAGUCCUUAGCGGAAUCCCAAAGUGAAGGCAAUCGCAGUCCGGUGCCCUUGCCCAAGUUUUUAUCCAUGGAGUUGGAGGCGGCCUCCCUGUUCGAGCGAUUCUAUGAGAACCUACAAAGGAUGGGUUAUCUCUUCUACAAGGCCUGUCGUCAGUACAUCUACUCCCCCGCCCCCUGCGAGCAGGGCCGAUACAGCCGGGAGGUGCCCGGCUGCGGCAGUGGCCCCUUCGGUACUGCCGCGGUGGACUACCAACAGGGCCUCAGGUGGAAGGGGCUCUCCGAGCUCCCCUCAGACCGUCGAUGGGUUGAGGAGUUCGAAAGUGGCCUUGAUUGGUUUGAUUUACACGCAAUGCGAGUCGCCUGA